AAUGCAGUAGGAUUUUGGAAAUCACUGCGAAAUGCGGCAUACACUCAAAUACACUUGUCUCGGCUGCUUGCUCUUGAUAUUGCUGCCGAGUUUGGUUUACGGUGAAGACAACCAAGAAAGAUCACUGUCAAUUUAUUUGGAUGUUGGAAAUGAAAUUCAAAAUGUUAUUAAGUUGGUCGAUUCGCACGAAACGAAAUUAAGCGAUUUCGAUGAUAAGUUACUAAGAAUCCAAAAUAUAUUGGAAAGUAUCGAAAAACGAUUUUUGGAGUUGGAAAAAAAUUUAAUAACCGCCAAGGACGUCGAACAGAAAUUACAGUCCUUCAACACUCAGGUCGAGCAGAAACUCUCAUCAGUUGAAACAAAUUUGAUGUCUUCCAUGAGGGUACAAGAGGACAACCUCAAGAAGCUGACUGACGAGAAUUCAGCACUGCAAGAGGAAUUCGAAACUUUAACGUCAAUUAGGGAAGAUUGUUGCUAUUCGAUAAACAACACGGACACUGUGAAUUUGAACAAUGCGAUCGCAAACGUCUCCCCAACACAGAGUCUGGCAAUAGUAAAGCCUAUGGACACCACUACACCAGUUAGUGCGCCACAAACAAUACGUGAUUGUGCUGAUGUGAAAAUGAAGCUUGGUGCACAAUAUGCGGACGGUGUACACGAACUGCAGUUACCCGGAUUUGACGCCUUCAAUGUAUAUUGCUUAACCAAAUGCGUGCAGGAGGAUCAAGCAGACUGUUGCCCCUGGACUGUGAUACAACGUAAUGAAAACAAUGGCGUGGGCAAAACGACCAACAGUUGUUGGGAGUAUAAAAACGGUGUUGGUAAUGCGAACAAUGACUACUUUAUUGGUUUGGAUCGUUUACAUAAGAUGACCAAUCUGAAAAGGCAAACCCUGUUAGUUGGUAAGAGUUUCCAGUCAGACGAAUAUUUUACCUAUGACGGAUUCGCUAUUAGAGAUGAGCGGUAUAAUUACGAUGUUGAUACUUUGGGUGCCAGUUGGGGACAUAAAUUUGGCGCAAGAUUCUUUUCAAACUCGCAAAAAUUAAAAAACGUUGCUAGAAAGCAAUGCUAUUUUUGGCCCUUUAAAAGUCUUGGGCAUUUCCAUUUAUUUAACAGACGCUUUUCCAACUACUAUUUUAUGGCGAUACGUCCCAGGAUAUGUCAGUAAACUAUUUAUCGUCGUGUCAGAUGCAGCGCUGGAGCCCAAUAGCAAUACAAGCAUCUCCCCUCAACUAAGUAGUUUAUAUAUAUCUACAACAAUUUAUGAAAUAAAUUUCCACAAACCAA
Zeugodacus cucurbitae (melon fly) is the source of this 1287-nucleotide messenger RNA. RefSeq names its product angiopoietin-related protein 1. The transcript is spliced from 6 exons. The record is from RefSeq and is a predicted model, not a curated record. Lineage: Eukaryota; Metazoa; Arthropoda; Insecta; Diptera; Tephritidae. The coding region runs from base 32 to 1168 and encodes 378 amino acids.